Poeciliopsis prolifica (blackstripe livebearer) is the source of this 1772-nucleotide messenger RNA. RefSeq names its product calpain-5-like. Gene Ontology annotation, cellular component: cytoplasm. The record is from RefSeq and is a predicted model, not a curated record. Gene Ontology annotation, biological process: proteolysis. The transcript is spliced from 10 exons. Gene Ontology annotation, molecular function: calcium-dependent cysteine-type endopeptidase activity. NCBI's taxonomy places the organism in Eukaryota, Metazoa, Chordata, Actinopteri, Cyprinodontiformes, Poeciliidae. The coding region runs from base 171 to 1772 and encodes 533 amino acids.
AAGGUGACAAAUCAUUUUUUAUCUGUCCACAUAAACUCAAUGAGUCAUGAGUCAGUCUGAAGCAGAACAGCAAUCCCACCAAAACUAAACAAAUUUUGAUUCCACCCAUAUAAAGACCAGAAUCCUCUGCUGUCGCUCAUCUGCAGCUGUGAGGCCUCAGCAGCUCCACCAUGCCUGUCGCUUAUAGAAAUCAGCACUAUGCUGAGCUGAAGAAGCAGCACAACCAGAAAGGGACGCUGUUUGAAGACCCAGAAUUCCCGGCCACCAAUUCAUCUAUUUAUUACAAUGAACCCCCUGAAGGAGUUGAAGUUGUGGAGUGGAAACGGCCCGCGGAAAUAUGUGAAAACCCACAGCUCUUUGUAGAGGGCAUCAGCUCUCAUGACUUGAACCAGGGGACAGAGGGAAACUGCUGGAUGGUUGCUGCCUGCGCCUGCCUGGCUUUAAGAAAGGAUCUCUGGGAGAAAGUAAUUCCUGACUGGAAGGAGCAGGAGUGGGGUUCAAACUACGCUGGAAUUUUUCAUUUCCGGUUCUGGAUCUUCGGUGAGUGGAUAGACGUGGUGAUAGACGACCGGCUGCCAACAAGCGACGGACAACUCAUCUACUGUCAGUCAAAACAGAACAAUGAGUUCUGGAGCGCCCUGCUGGAGAAAGCCUACGCCAAGCUCUUUGGCUGCUAUGAGUCCCUGAAUGGAGGCAAUACUGGAGAUGCUGUGGUGGAUUUCAGUGGAGCCGUGGCGGAAGCCAUCGACCUGCAGGAAGGGAAAUACUACGCAGAUCAAGUCAAACAAGAUAAGUUAUUUGAUACUCUUCUCAAUGUGUGGGAUCGUGGAGGAAUCAUCAGCUCCUCCAUCAAGACACAGGGAUUUGGUCUUGAGUCAAGGACGGAAAAUGAACUGGUGCGAGGCCAUGCGUACUCGAUAACUGAUGUGAAACGAGUGCGUUUGAGUCAUGGGCUGCAGACCUACUUCAAGAAUGAAACCAUCCCACUUAUCCGCCUGAGGAAUCCCUGGGGUAAAACUGAGUGGACAGGAGCAUGGAGUGACAGUUCUGAAGAAUGGUCAAAAGUCGGUGACACAGAAAAGAGGCAACCUUGGCAUCACAGUGUGGACGAUGGAGAGUUUUGGAUGUCAUUCACAGACUGGUGCAAGAACUUCACUGAUGCAGACGUUUGCCGUCUAAUAAACACCUCACUGAUCAGCAUCCGUAAGAACUGGAAUGAGGAAGUGAACUUUGGGAAAUGGAUUCGAAACAGCGACCCCCUGCUGAACCGCUGCGGAGGUUGUAUGAACAACACGGAGACAUUUCUGCAGAACCCACAGUAUUUGUUUGAUGUCACCAAAGAAUCUGACGAGGUCCUGAUCUCACUGCAGCAGAAAGACAGAAGGAUCCACAGGAAAGAAGGUCAAGGAAACAAUCUAAGCAUCGGUUUCAGGGUCAUGAAGGUGGAGAUAAACAGGAAGUAUCGUCUGCACAACAUGGAGACGCUAAAAUGUGUGCACAAGUCCAGCUACCCUCAUGCUCGGAUGGUGUUCAUGAGAUGUGAGCUGCCACAGGGCCGAUAUGUCGUCAUCCCGACCACCUUCGAUGCUUUCGUAGAAGGAGAGUUCAUGCUCCGGCUUUACACGGACGUGGACUCCGGCUGUCGGGAGCUAGUGAAGGACAAACCGCAGACUAAAUGUUGGACUCCACUUUUUGGAUAUCCUCAAGUCGUUACUCACAUAUAUGUGGACAGAGCUGAGAUCGGUCAGCAAGGAGACCGGAGGGUAAGAUAA